This is a messenger RNA of Alternaria postmessia, 2808 nucleotides long. RefSeq lists its product as uncharacterized. Bases 1 to 2808 code for a protein of 935 amino acids. The transcript has a single exon. The record is from RefSeq and is a predicted model, not a curated record. NCBI's taxonomy places the organism in Eukaryota, Fungi, Ascomycota, Dothideomycetes, Pleosporales, Pleosporaceae.
AUGCCAUCGUUUGCAAUCACGCCGAUCACUCGACAGGCGGUCGAGCUCCGCCUGGAGGAGCUGGAACAUACCAAACAGUCCUUCGAGCAGCGAUAUCUCCUAGAUGCGAAGCAGUCUGAAGAGCCCAGUGUUAUCAGACGAAUCGAAAGGCUUUUGGAGGAUAUCGAGAACCUUGAUCCAAAGUUCGACAAGGAGGAUGGCAUCUGGACAUCAGAAACCACCAAGCGAUGUAUUGAACAAGCCCGUGAUGGCGGAAUCGUUACCGAGAACAAGCUGCUGAAGCUUGAAAAAGCUCUCCUCGAUAAGCUGAGCAGGUUCCGCAAUCGCAUGGAAGUAUCGUGCCUACAUUCGCGACUCAUGAAAGAGGCUAUAGACGUGUACACCGACACGACAGCUACCAGACUUCUUGAAGACAUGGCCGUGGAAGAUGAUUUCGAGGUUGUUGAUGACGACCGUGAAGAUGCUCUGAAAGAUUUUGUGAGGACAUGUUCGCAGCAGACAACUGUGGAUAGCUCCUCGAUUGAUGAAUAUCUUUCGGGCUUAUUCGCAGGCGAAGAAGACCAUUUGCAAGCUAUUCGCAACGGAAUGCGAGCAUACGGAAGUGAUCUUAGCAACGGAAACAUUGAAGUCGAUCAAGAAACUCUGAAAUGGAUCAUCACGGACCUGAUUCGAUCAGAGCAUAUCAGCCAGGAGCGAAGAGAGACCCUGAUCAAUUAUCUGCAGUCGCCAGACGCGUUACUGGAGGUAACUGCAAUGCUGAACACGAGGGGCUAUCGCGAAUGGAAUUACAAGAACGCAGAAGUGGGUUUACCAGUCGAUACACGCAAGACAAUCCGUGGACAGCACUACGUCAACGUUGAGGUUGAAGUUAUCGACAUGCUGUUCCUCCAUUGCUGUGCAAUCAGAUGGGCGACGAAGUUGAAUGAAUGUCUCAGGGACUACUUUGAUAAGUCCAAAGCGUUCGAAGUCGCCCCACUUGCAAGGGCAGACGCCGACAAGAGGGCUUUCUUCUUCGACAAUACUUCAUUUAUGCCUCCACCGCCUUGUGGAUACACGGGUCCUCCUUGUCCUCCUCCACCACCACCCGAAUCCAAAAAGGGAUGCAGAAGGAGUAAGACGAAGCCUCGAACCAUGCGUCUCACCCCAAUUGUACCCCCAGCGCCCCAUGUGAUCCAUAUGUAUCCUCCUCCGCCGCCACCAGACAUGCUCACGGACGUUGAAAGUGUACGACGAGAUGACUACCAACGGCACUUCUUCAUGUCACGUCUGCCCAAACAUGAUGGCGACGUACCUAAGAUGACUUCGUCGAAAGACAUCCAGGCAAGAUUGAUCAAAACCCUGGCUGUGGAAUGCAAGAUACGCAGGGCUUUCGAUGGCGAAGUCAACGCUUUAACCCUGGACUUCGAUCCGUUGGCCUCUACAUUGCCGCACUGUACCAUCAUCACGGUGUUGAGAUUUCUUGGUGUUCCGGACGUCUUUCUCAGCCUCUUCAACCGCGCUCUCAGGCCCAAGCUGAGCAUUGAGUCUUCUACUCAGAAAGCGGCUAGAACUAUGACGCCUGAAAGUGGAGUUUCCUUUGGCUACUCCAUGGAGAUUUUCUUCAGCGAAGCCGUACUCUUCUUCCUCGAUCUUGCCAUACGCAAGGCAACAGGAUCGUACAUGUACCGUGUACAUGACCACUGCUACUUUGUUGGCACGCAAGUACAAAUUAGCCAUGCUGAGGAAGUAAUUGUUGAUUUUUCCAACGUUAUGGGAUUGAAAUUCCGCAGUCUCUUCUCCACUGACAAGCUGUCCAUCGGAUUCUUGGAUAUAGACCUUCAGGUAAACUCACCACACGGCAUCGAAGUCGGAAUCGACGAUUCCAAAGUCGCCCUCUAUGCAGCCAACGCAAGUCUGAGGCUCAAGUCGUGUUCAACCGUACUCGAGUGGGUUCAUGAAUGGAAUGAUACUGUCGGUACUUAUGCAGCCCAUUUGCUCGGCCCCCUUGCCAACGUGUUCAAUAAAGAACACACCGGAAUGAUCAAAGCAACGUACAGGCGUAUUUACUCUAUCGUUCUUGGUGGCAGCGAUUUAACCAGAUGGGUUGCAAAUAUGCUCAGACCUUUUGUAUCAUGCGAGCUGGAGCAUGGUCUGCAAGAUCUUGAGCCAAUCAUCCAUCUCCCACAAGCCUACGGUGGUCUUGGUGUGAAGAAUCCCUUCGUAACCAUCGCUUUUGCCUCGAACGCGAACGAGCCCGCUGCCAUCAAGAUCAGAGAUUACCUGAGCAUCGAGGCUGCUUACUAUACAAAGGCAUCCGAGCGAUACUCAAAUCAGAUGCCCUUUCUGAACCAGCAGAAGUUCGUGACCGUCUUUGACAAUGAUUUGCCGAGGAUGAUACAAGCGCUCGGUUCUGGAAUCGGAACCGAUGUCUCUAUCCACACCCUUCCGUUCAUCGCCAAGGCCGAGAUGAUGAAGCAUCGAGAACGUGCAAAGUUUCCCUGUGUUACUACCAACUGGAGCGAGCCCGUUAAAACACCCGACCUCGUCCAACUCUACCGAGAUCUUCUCGACGAGCCUAUCAAUGAUAUCGAAGACAGCGAGAUGGUCGAGCAGGAGAUAAACCGACUUUCGCUGACAGAAGACUUGAAACCAUGGGAUGAGUUGAGCCAGGAGGAUCGAUGGGUGUUGCAGCUCUAUAACGAGGAGUGCUUCGAGCGGUACGGCAGCUUGGACAUCUGGUGGGCCAAAGGCAUACCUGUCGUGGUCUACAGCGAUCUCAGAGGUCAUCUGCUAGACGAUGAUGAUGAAGAACAUAGCAAGAACGCCUAG